Molecule: messenger RNA, 9124 nt
Organism: Esox lucius (northern pike)
Lineage: Eukaryota; Metazoa; Chordata; Actinopteri; Esociformes; Esocidae
Gene: akap13a
Product: A-kinase anchor protein 13
Exons: 34
Coding region: 502-5616 (1704 amino acids)
Biological process (GO): regulation of Rho protein signal transduction; positive regulation of canonical NF-kappaB signal transduction; adrenergic receptor signaling pathway
Cellular component (GO): actin cytoskeleton; membrane
Molecular function (GO): MAP kinase scaffold activity; guanyl-nucleotide exchange factor activity
Source: RefSeq, a predicted model, not a curated record
GAGGAUGUGGGUGCUGUGGAUUAUCUACAGGGGAGGGAGGAUGUGGGUGCUGUGGAUAAUCUACAGGGGAGGGAGGAUGUGGGUGCUGUGGAUACUCUACAGGGGAGGGAGGAUGUGGGUGCUGUGGAUACUCUACAGGGGAGGGAGGAUGUGGGUGCUGUGGAUUAUCUACAGGGGAGGGAGGAUGUGGGUGAGGGGGACUCAGGGUUUCACCGGCUCCUGGUUCCUCCGGUGGUCUGCACCAGUCCUCCCUGGUCCCUGUUGACCCACUGUCCUGUUGCCGGUUCUGACUCUGAUCCAGAUGGUCAUCCGUUGUCCACUGAAGACACGGUGGAGCCUUUCAGCCCUGCAGAGAUCCCCCCAGAACCCUCAUUAAAGAACAAGUCAGAACCCCAGUCUCUGCCCCCUCCAGUACCCCUGUCAGAACCCUCGUCAGGACCCCAGUCUCUGUCUCCAUCAGAACCCCUGUCAGAACCCCUGUCAGAAUGUCAGUCAGAGCUGAUGUCUGUUGAAACUGGGAGGGAACUGCCACUGGAGGGCAACGAGAGACAGGGAGUGAGACAGCCAGAGAGAAAGGCCCUGAGACAGGGAGUGAGACAGGGAGUGAGACAGCCAGAGAGAAAGGCCCUGAGACAGGGAGUGAGACAAUCUGAGCUCAGAGGGUCUGGUGUCUGUGGCCUCAGAGCUGAAUAUGAGGAGGGUGUGUUUGUGUCAGAGGUGACAGACAUGCAGGACAGGACGCUCUCUCCAGAGGCUGUAACCCCCAGGGUUGCAGGCUGUAACCCUGGGGAAGAUGGGGAGGAGAUGGACCCCAAAGAGGUCCUACUGAGACUGAGCAGAGACCCCCCUGGCAGCACAGCAGAAGAGGAAUUCUGUCAUUCCAGGGCAGGUGAGGCUAGUAAUCAGCCAAGUACAGGGGAGGCCCUCGACCCCCCCGGUAUCCUGACCUUUGACCCCUCAGUGACGAGGUCAGACUGUGGAGGUUAUGACAUCCCCUCUGUAGUGGUGUCCAUAGUUCAGGGUGGUGGUCCAGCUGACAGUCCGGUGUCGGAGAAGGAGCCGGAGAACCUGGGGUCUAGCGGUACCGUGUGGGAGGAAGAACCUGACCCAGUCUGUCCUGAUGUUCAACAUUUCCAUCCCCUUCAAGACCUCAGCGUCCUAGCCGCAGCAGAGGUCAUGGUGGACCACCAGGGAGAUGCUGAUUCCUCCAUGAUCCAACGAGAGACAGAGGCUGUCUUCCCAGAGUCUUGCAGUCCUCUGACCCACACACAGAUCCACUCCUCCCCUGACAACAGGGAGACAGAGGCCGUCUUCACAGACUGUCAGGGAACUGGCACCAGCUCAACCCUCCACCGCGCGUCGGGCAGCGACUCAGAGAGUUUCUUAAGUACAGGAGAGGACAGCGUCUUUGGCAAGGGCGAUGACACGGUGACUGGGGACAGCACCAGUGAGCUGUCAGUGUCCCGCUCCUCCGCAGAGGACACGGCCAGCGGUGACCCCACCAGUUCCAGCCCGGAGAGCUGUCUGAGGAGGCGGGGCCAGGGGAGGCGGGGCCAGGGGAGGCGGGGCCAGGGGAGCAGCUGGAGUGCUGAAGAGGGUCACAAACCCGGGGCCAGAGUGGGAGGCGGAGGAGAGACUGAGGAGGAAGCCCAGGACAGGCCGACGGAGGUUCCACGGCUGGUUCCAGGUUCCUCAGCAGAACCCAGCCCCAGUGUCCGGUCGCUGUCCCCGUUCCGGCGCCACAGCUGGGGACCCGGGAAGAACCUGGGGGGAGAGGAAGACAUGAACCAACGCAGUGCUAAACAGAGUCCUGGAGAAGUAAAGACAACAUUUCAUAGAAGUUACAGCCUGGAGGGCCUACGUGAAGUGAGGGAUGAUGGGAAAAUCCCAUCUCCCCCGGGUGCCACUACCAAGGAGGCUAGGCAGCAUGGAGCAUUCCGUCACCAAGGCAGCGAGGAGAGAGGAGGUUCCUUAGUGUCUCUGACAGAAGAACAGGACGCUGAAAUGGAGGUUCGCACUGUGGAGCAUGGACAGAAGUCUAGGAGGUGUCGUCCACUAAGAAACAGCUGCCCCCCAAUGAACCUUCCUCUCACUAAAUCAGUGUCACUGCUCGCCAUCAACCAGAGAGACAUGGACACUAUGGCUCGGAUCAGACACAGACGGAGAAUCUCUUUCUCGUUCAGCCUCUCUCCAAUCCUCCCCAAGUCUAAAUCUACCAUCUCUCUGGAGUCAUCGUCUAGUGAUGAUGAGCCCUCUUUGCGUAUGAGGACGUUCUCCAGCACCUCUGGCUCUCUGGCUUACAGCAUAUCUGAGGAGGACAGUGCCGGAAACCUGAGGGCAGGGCUUGAUGGAAAGAGUGGGACCAAGGUCAGCCGGACCUUCAGCUACCUCAAGAACAAGAUGUACAAGAAGACCAGGGAAAAGGAUCGAGAGAAAAGUCGAGACAAAGAGGAGAGGAAAGAGGCAAAGGACAGGGAGAGACGGACGCUGAAUGGACAUCACUUCAGCACCGUCUCCUCACAGACACAGUCCUCUUCCUGCCACCAAUGCAGCAAACCCAUCAACACUAAGGAGGCUUUCCUCUGCACCAACUGCAAUGCUCAUGUUCAUAAGGGCUGCAGAGAGAGCCUGCCUGUCUGUGCCAAGGUGAAAUUGAAGGUUGCCAAGCAGCAGUUUGUCCCAGAUACAGCCGUUAUUCCUGUUGUCACGCUGAGAACAAAGAGAGAAUCCAAACCAGCUGUGUCGCGGGAGCGUCCCUGGUCGGCCAUCUUGUUACCAGAAGACCCCUCCUUAUUAAUGCUUCCUCAAAGGAGACACACCUCCAUCAUGCCCUUCCACGGCUCCAACCUCUCCAAGAGUAUUUCUAUCUCCAACAUCGCUGGUCACCAGGUGUUUGAUGACACGCCCAUCAAGGGUCUGCGCUACCUGUCCCAGUCCACAGACUCCCUGUGCAAGACCAGCCUGGGCUGCGCAUCCACAGAGUCCCUCAUAGAUGAAGGCGCAGAGAUGGUUGACGGCCAGCUGAUGGGCGAGUUUGAAGCGAACGUGAAGGAGCUGGAAGCGGACUCCUGGAGCAACAUCAUGGACAACAACUUCCUCAAACAUCUGAAGAAGGAGGUCGUCAAGAGACAGGAUGUCAUCUACGAACUCAUCCAGACAGAGAUGCACCACGUCAGAACAAUACGGAUCAUGGAGGUGUACAGCAAGGGUCUGCAGAAGGACCUGCAGCUGGAGCCUCAGGCACUGGGCCGGCUGUUCCCCGCCCUGGACGACCUCCUGGACCUCCACACCUCCCUGCUUGCCCGCCUCCUGGAGAGGAAGAGAGAGAGCCAGCAGGAGAGAGAGGAUGGAGGCUUUGUCAUCAAUAAAAUAGGAGACAUCUUGCAGACACAGUUCUCAGGGUCCAGGGCGGAGCUUAUGAAGAGAGUUUACGGGAAGUUCUGCAGUCGCCACAACGAGGCUGUUAACUUCUACAAGGAGCUUCAUUCCAGAGACAAACGCUUUCAGGCGUUCAUCAGGAAAAAGAUGACCAGCAGUAUUGUCCGAAGGUUAAGCAUCCCAGAGUGCAUUUUGUUGGUGACCCAGAGAAUCACCAAAUACCCUGUUUUGAUGCAAAGAAUACUACAGCACACCACAGAAACUGAAGAGGACCAUCAAGUCCUGAGUGAUGCCCUGUGGCAGCUCAAGGAGGUUAUCGCUGCAGUGGACAGCAAGGUGAAUGAACAGGAAAGGAAGAGGAGGCAGAAGGACAUCUAUAGCCGGACAGACAGCAAGUCAAUCAUGAGGAUGAAAAGCGGGCAGAUGUUUGCCAAAGAGGACCUCCUCAGAUGGAGGAGACUGGUGCAUGAUGGUCCGCUACAACUGAAGAACGCCCAGGGACGUCUGAAGGACGUCACAGCGAUGCUGCUUUCUGAUGUGUUGGUCUUCCUGCAGGAGAAAGACCAGAAAUAUGUAUUUGCCUCCCUGGACCAGCGCUCCACUGUGCUCUCCCUGCAGAAGCUGAUCGUCAGGGAGGUGGCUAACGAGGAGCGGGGUCUCUUCCUGAUCACCGCAGGGAUCGAGAAGCCCGAGAUGCUGGAGGUCCACGCUGCCACCAAGGAGGAACGCAACACCUGGAUGCAACUCAUCCAGGACACCAUGCAGUCAAUCUCAGCACGAACGCAAGUUCAUAGAGAGAAGGAGGAGGAUGAGGAGGUCCCCAGUGAACCGGAGGAGAGACCGCUGGAGGCCAAAGCUAAGGAGAUGAGAGAGAUGCUGAGGAGGAAGGAUGAGCAGAUCCUGAGUCUGUUGGUGGAGAAGAUGACAGUGUUUCGGGAGAUGUGUGAGUUUGGGAGCCCCAGUUCCCCACUGGAAGCCGGGCCGGAGCGGGACCCAGGACCCAGUCCCACUCAGGGGGCCAGAAGAAAGCUUCUGUUCCGGGUCGGCAGUGGAGGGAGCUCUGAGGACGUACCAAAAGGAGAACCAAUAAUGAAGGAUGCUCUGCUGGAAGUGGAGACGUUGCAGGCGUUGGUCAACGGUGGUCUGGACGGAGCCGAGGGGGGGCUGCAGAUGGGGCAUGUCACGGAGGGGGCGAGAGGUGGGGGCAUCGGGCCAGGCCCUGUGUGUUUGCCUCGCCGGGCCGAGACCUUCGGAGGCUUUGACUUGCACCAGAUACACGCCUACAAGAAUGGAGCUAAAGUAGAGCCAGAGGACCCUGCAGACCUUCGCAGAACGGAGUCAGACGGCGUAUUGAAGAAGGGAGGGAAUGCUAACCUGCUACUCUUACGGAAGAGAAGCAGUCAGGUUCUCCAGAGUGUGACCAACAUUCAUGACCUGCUCAGCAGCCUGCAGGCCGUGGUGAUCCAGCAGGACAGCUUAAUCGAAGACCAGCGGCAGGCUCUGACCCUCCGACCUGAACGCUUCUCCUCUUCCUCCUCCCGCCCCAACACCCUCAUUGAACAGGAGAAACAGCGCAGCCUGGAGAAGCACCGGCAGGAAAUGGCCACGUUACAGCGGCAGCUCGCCACCCACGACCAGGAGAAGAGGAGGAGGGAGAGGGAGUGGGAGGAGCGGGACCGGCAGCUGACGGACAGGGAGGUGCAGGUUCUGGUGCAAGAAGAGGAGAUGGGGAAGAUGCGCAGGAAGCUGGAUGCAGAGAGGCAGGAGUUGCAGGGGAAGAAGGAGGACUAUCAGAAAGAUCUGGAGAGACUCCGAGACGCUCAGAGGAAACUAGACCGGGACAGAGAACUAGUCCACAGAGAGUUGGAGCGGAUAGAAACCAUGAGAGUGACUGAUAGGCAGAUACAAAACUCCUCCUCCACUUCAGACGACUCCCUCCACCCCCCGGACUCUGCCUCCCAAGACAGACAACCAGGAGACCCCACAGACCUCCCCUCCUUCCCCAGAAGAGACUCCCUGACCCAGGCUACAGAGAAAAACCUCAGCCCCCCACCCCUGAAGGCCCCCAGGGGAGACCAUCAGAACCAGAUCCCCAGCAGGCUGCUGCAGCUGGCCAGAGACAGGGGCAAGGAUAAGAAGGACAAAAAACACAAGGUCAAGAAGGGGCAGGAGGGAGCGCUGUCUCCAGAAACAAAACACCUGGAGGCCCAGAUGGAGGGAGAGGUCUACUACUGCUGAGCCUCGUCUCCUCCUCACCCCUCCGAGACCUCCUCCCAGAUUAUCGCGCCUCUCUCACGCAUAUCUUAAGCACCACUACUCCUCCCAUCUUUCCCCUGUCUCCUUCUCCUCCCAGAUUACCGCUCCCUUUCUCACUCAUCUCUAGAGCAAUAGCUGAAUGUUAAGGUUAAGCUGUUAUGGUAGCGAAUCCGUUGACCCCUCUCCCUUACACACAUUCGAGCACAAACUCUAUUCUUCAAUUCAAGGGGAGAUACAGGAACUGGACAUCAAGGGUUCUAAUCAUGUAACGUCCUACUCAUUGUUAUCUCCCUGUUUGAUGUCAUAUCCUGUAUUCCGUGUGAAAUUUAAUUUCAACUCUCUCCUCAAUCACUAAUGGCCAUUGCCUAUUCAGACAUCAUCUGUAACAAUGAGGAAACUGCUACCCUGGUAGAUUGCUGUAUGAUGUCCUAAAUUAUGUCUAUGCCGUGCUCCUAAUCAUGCCGAUGAAGAUGGAAAGAGGUUUGUUCUAUGGAGUAAUCGUCUGUGAAUAGUUUUAAAUGAAAGUCAUCCGUCAUGCAGGGUUGACAUCAGGUUUUAUGAAUCUGUCCUCUCUGUGUUGAAUGACAUGUCAUCAGAAUACUAAAUACGGAAUACUGAACAUUUUGGUAGUUGAAAACGCCAUUCAUUCCAGGUCCAUGUGUUCCAUUGCUCUGGAGGAGUCUAGGUAAUAGGUACACACAUUUAAUGGGACAGUGUGACUGUACCGAUUAAGAGGGCAUUGUCAAGAGGUUUGGAAGGGUUUUGUGUUGGUUGGUCCAGAAAUACACUGAUGUUUUGUAUUCACUGCAAUGCAAUUUACAUACAAAACAUUCUGUUAUGUCAAAGAUUGCUUUAAAUUCACAAUCAAUAAUCAAAUACCCUUUUUAUCUGUCUCAAUCAGGGUCACUCUGUCUUAACGGAACAGCUACUGAGUUUACAUGGAGCCGAUUUAGAUGAGUCACAGAGGAACACUCUUAAUUUAGUCAGAUAUCGUUUUUGUUUAUUUCAUUACACAGCCGGGAGUCAUUUAAGAAGUGUAUCUCUUUUAUAAAAUGUGCCAUGCACUAACUAAUAUGGCCGAUGCAGGUCCUUCAUGUCUCCUCAUGGCAACCAGCAGAAGGGCUGUGUUCAGUACACGCUGUUGGUCUCAAAAGGCUGUGUUCAGUACACGCUGUUGGUCUCGAAGGGCUUUGUUCAGUACACUCUGUUGGUCUCAAAGGGCUGUGUUCAGUACACGCUGUUGGUCUGAAAGAGCUGUGUUCAGUACACGCUGUUGGUCUCAAAGGGCUGUGUUCAGUACACGCUGUUGGUCUCAAAGGGCUGUGUUCAGUACACGCUGUUGGUCUCAAAGGGCUGUGUUCAGUACACGCUGUUGGUCUGAAAGAGCUGUGUUCAGUACACGCUGUUGGUCUCAAAGGGCUGUGUUCAGUACACGCUGUUGGUCCCGCAGCAGUUCCAGUCAUGACAUCAGUUAAGAUGAGGGGUGCAAUCGAUUGUUCCAAAGUUUUUUUUCACCUGGUCACUUGUUGAUCUUCAACCUUUCUCAGGGCUGUUUCUGUAAUUUCUCUUAUUUGGCGUGGUCAUAUCAUUCUUUUCCGAUUUUGGUUCUGUCCCCAUUUACGACUUCAUAACACAGGGUUCCUUUGAGGAUUUUUGAGCAGGGAGGGAGCUUGGACUGGAAUCCAGUAGAAUUUGAUGAGAAUGUGCUGGUUGGCCUGUUGGUUAAUUCACGGUCAUGUUGUGUCAUGACCACUAGAGGGCACUCCAGCCCUGGCCCGGUUAUUAUCCUUUCCCAAAACCAUCCAAGGAUGUUGGAUAUCAAGGGAAAUUUGCCAUUUCUUUUGGAUUAUAUUCGGCUCAGUGCCAUGUGAAAUGAACGUACACACACACAAGAGACAGUGUUUCUCUGCUGUUAGUAUCUGGCUGAGGAAAAUAAUACGUUGUCAGGAUUGACAACUGGUUAUUAAAUGAAAUAAAUCCUUAAUGUAUUUAUUCUAAAUCCCAGAACGCUAGACUGAGCAGCACUACUAUUACCCAUCUGUCUCUCUCUCCCUCUCUCCAUCUCUCUCUUUCUCUCUCUAUCUCUCUCCCUUUCUCUAUCGCUCUCCCAUUCUCUCUAUCCCCCCCCCCCAUUUAUUUUCUCUCCCUCCAAUGGACAAUAUAGAACAAACCAGAAACAGCUAGUACAACCAACUGAUGGACUUCAGACCUCGUCCAUAAAUCCAAUCUGUUCCAAAUGGCUCCUCUUCCUCUUCGUUGCACCUUAGAGGCUCUGGUGAAAAAUGGUGCCCUAUGUAGUGAGCAGGAUGUUAUUUGAGACACAGUCCCGGAGUAGCCUGAGCUACGAAGAUGAAGUACACUAGAGUACAAUAUAACCCACAGGACCACCUACCCGGGUAUCAGGGUUCAUACGUCCAGGACCACCCACCCAGGUAUCAGGGUUCAUACGUUCAGGACCCCCACCCAGCUAUCAGGGUUCAUACGUUCAGGACCACCCACCCAGGUAUCAGGGUUCAUACGUUCAGGACCCCCACCCAGCUAUCAGGGUUCAUACGUUCAGGACCACCCACCCAGCUAUCAGGGUUCAUACGUUCAGGACCACCCACCCAGGUAUCAGGGUUCAUACGUUCAGGACCCCCACCCAGCUAUCAGGGUUCAUACGUUCAGGACCACCCACCCAGGUAUCAGGGUUCAUAUGUUCAGGACCACCCACCCAGGUAUCAGGGUUCAUAUGUUCAGGACCCCCACCCAGGUAUCAGGGUUCAUACGUCCAGGACCACCCACCCAGGUAUCAGGGUUCAUACGUUCAGGACCCCCACCCAGCUAUCAGGGUUCAUACGUUCAGGACCCCCACCCAGCUAUCAGGGUUCAUACGUCCAGGACCACCCACCCAGGUAUCAGGGUUCAUAUGUUCAGGACCCCCACCCAGGUAUCAGGGUUCAUAUGUUCAGGACCACCCACCCAGGUAUCAGGGUUCAUAUGUUCAGGACCACCCACCCAGGUAUCAGGGUUCAUAUGUUCAGGACCACCCACCCAGGUAUCAGGGUUCAUAUGUUCAGGACCACCCACCCAGGUAUCAGGGUUCAUAUGUUCAGGGGAAAUUAUAAAUAAUAUUUUCCACAAAUGUUCAAGAUUCACAGAACUGCAAGGGAAUUAGCCUGAAAUUGCUUGAAUAAUCCUGAAACCAGUCAUUCUGGAAAACAAGGGAAUUUUCAGGAAGCUGGGAAUGGAAGAACCAGUUUGUACCAAAGCUACAGAUCUGUUUUCUGUCUGAAUAAUGUUAAAAAAAAGUACAGUAAAUAUGAAAUAUGUAAAUAUGAGUUAUGUAUAAACAAGAAAGGUCCAAUUUAUAAAUAUUAAUUAUUUGUUUUGAUCUGUAUUUGAUGUCCACAUGUUGUAAAGAGUGUUUGUGUCUUCGCAAUUUGUUUGGUGGAUUUCCAUGUAAAGUUAUGUUUCCCUCCUAUUAAAGAACUACUACUAUGGAUGUUAA